This is a messenger RNA of Toxorhynchites rutilus septentrionalis, 13113 nucleotides long. It is a transcript of the gene Als2, whose product is annotated as alsin homolog. Lineage: Eukaryota; Metazoa; Arthropoda; Insecta; Diptera; Culicidae. The transcript is spliced from 8 exons. The record is from RefSeq and is a predicted model, not a curated record. Bases 282 to 4490 code for a protein of 1402 amino acids.
UCCAUUAUUUUUCCACAUUCGUUUCAAGCAGAUGUGUUAGUGAGCAAUUUCUCGAAAUUGUUAUGUCGUCGUAAUAAAUGCUUUUUAUCUUAUAGUUAGAAUGUGUUGACAGUGAUAGAAUCUUAUCAGUUAUUAGAACUAAACUGUUCGAACCAGAACAUCAGGGGAAUACCGAGCAUAGACACGUUGAGUCAUCAAUCUGCCUCCGUAACAAAGGUGUUAAUCCUAUCAAGUUAUAUGGAUAUGAGCUGAAGCAGAAACCCAACUGGACUUUGUCUACGAUGGCGGCAGGAAUUUCCGCCUACGGUGAACUAUCCGACGGAAGUCGUCUCACAAUUGUAGUUCACGAUUCGGAACACCCACUAAAGUACGGCAGCAAGCUUAGAGUCUGCGGAGAGAACCAUUUGCUGCUCACGAUCGAUGGGAAGCUGUACCUGGCAGAGUAUCGCAACCGGGAGAGGACUGUGGAGUUUCAAUUCUUACGGGAAAAUGUUGUCGAUUUCGACACCGAAGGCAACUUUAUCUAUUUUGUGUGCAAAGCGGAGGGUAAAGUGUACCAGGGUAAAAACGGAUCGAUUGGAGAGUGGACACAGCUCUUCGAUGGGAGUGAGAUCCGGUUCGAGAAGAUUUGCUGCAAUAACAAUGGGCUGCUGCUCACCAGUGCGGAGGGUAGUGAGCUGUAUGCGAAGGGGGAUUUCGGGAAUUUGUUAAAUUUUGAAAGUUUGUCACCAGUGGAAGAUAUUUCGUCGGAGACUGUGGUUCAAAUCUCCGCUGGAAUCGAUUUUGUGAUACUGUCUAGUCAAAAGUCAACCAAAGUAUUCGCGGAUUGUAAAAAGGAUCCAUUCUACGAUCGGUUAUGUUUGGAUGAAACAAACAGCCAACGAUAUGCGGACUGGAAAAAUAUCUUCGUCAAUGCUGACUUCAGUUUCGAUCGUAAAGUCGUCCAUGCAGAUAGUUGGUAUAACUUAAAUAUCGACUCACUGAUAGUUUACGGUCAGAUGAUUCAUGAGACUGGAGUCGCAAGUUUUGGAAAGAUAAACAAAGGCCAACUUGGUACGGGCGACCACAUCCGGCGCGACAAAAUCAUCCACCUUGAGCUGUACAAUGUUGACAAGAUAGCCACAUGUUGCGACUAUUCGUCGGCCCUAACAAUAGAAGGUAAUCUUUUCCUGUGGGGUGACACCAACAAGAAUCAAGCCUCUCUCGAUACCAAUCUCACACUCUGCAGUGCUAGUACUCCUACUUUGCUCAACCGUUUCAAACAUAUACUGGACGUGAGUAGCGGAUAUUUCCAGACGUAUGUGCUCACCAGUGAUCUGAGGAUACACGAUGUGAAGUCCGACGAGAGCAGCCUGAACUACGAAUGUGGUGACAGGAAGCGACUGUGCCAUCUGUUCGGCGAAGAAGGCGUGCACAAUUUAGAGGACGUCCCGAUGAUUCUAGCCAGCGACAGUCUAAUUCUGGUAAAUCAUCUGCCCAUCAACAGAGAAGUGCUACGGAUAUACACCAACGAACAAACCACAGUUCAAUCGCUGUUGAAACACUUCAAAGAACACAACCUUUCCAGCACACUGAAAAAAACCUCGAAUACUCUUUCGCCACAUUUUUUCUACCGAUCCUGCACGAGACUCUUCUACAUGUUGCUGCUUAAUUUAAAAUCUCUCCGCAAAUAUCUGCUCGAAAACGAUCUGACCAAAGUUGUGUCCCUGCUGAUGCACGAGGAGUUGCACUAUCUGUACAGAUUGAUCGUAAAAUGUUACUGCGACAGUGAUUGCCUCGGGUUGAUGCACGAACCGGAGCAAAAGUUGUUACAAGUUUACCUGGAUAAUGUGCAGAACAAAAUCGAUUUGAUAGAGGUUCUAGUCAACACAAACAAAUCGCUCAGUGAGGCGGUGGAAACCCGCUUGCUCAAUAUCAAAAGUGAAUGGCUCAAGUUUAUGAACGAAGAGGUUAGCGAAGAGAUGGGUAAACUGACUAAAACAACGAAAGAAUUUUGGCUCCGCGAGGAGAACAUCCGGUGGUACCCUCUCAAGGAAGCCCAUCGAAGGGUUAUUUUGGACUCGUCGGAUGUUCCCCUUAAACUGCUCGAGGUAAACAUUUUCUCCACAUCUCCCAGAAUGGUUCUGUUCUCCGAUAUGUUGUGCUAUCUGGUUGGAUCGCAGAUCGUUGCGUACCCACUGGAGUUGGUUUGGAUAUCAACGGAGGUAACGGAUGCGUUGAAGAGUCGCCACAAGGAGAAGCUUCGCUUCAUGAUCAACAUCAUUACGCCGGAGGAGGUGUUGCGGUGCUACACGUUGAACUUCGCCGAUAAGUUGCUUUGGCUGAACAGUUUGAAGUCGCAUGUGAUGCAUAAUCUCAAGAUGGAUCCGACGGCGAAACAACCGGUGUACCGAUUUAGUCCGUACGAGUUCAGCGAAAAACAUGCGAAGCACGGUCGGAUGAAGUACGAGGGUAUCUGGAAGGUUGGGCAGAUCGAUGGGAUCGGGGAACUGACCGGGAACGAGCGGACGUACAAGGGAGAGCUGUAUCAUGGUGACAUUACCGGAUACGGAUGCAUGAGCAAGACGCAGUACGGGAUCACAACGGUGUAUGAGGGUGACUUCUUCGCUGGCAAGUACGAUGGAUACGGAAAGCUGAAAUCCGCUAGCCAAAACGCGUCGCAGUAUUUUAAAUACCAGGGAUACUUCAAGGCCGAAAAGUACAACGGCUUCGGGGCGCUGAAAACCAGCGCCUACCAGUACAACGGGGAUUUCGUAAACGAUAUGAUGGAGGGUUUCGGGGUGCUCGAGGACAGCUCGGACGGGGUGAAAUACAUCGGGAUGUUUGCGAACAGCAGGAAAUAUGGUAAUGGAAUUCUGAUCACCACCAAUGGGACAUAUUUCGCGGGGCUGUUCUUGAACGACGUGCUGUCCAAUUCGGCUGGUGGGUUGGCUAUUUUCCCGAGUGGCAUUUACUACAAAGGCGAACUGACCACAGAGGGACCGUGUGGAAAGGGAGUGUUCUACUAUCCGGAGCGGGAGGUCGAAUCGGAGACGUUCGAACUGGAUGACAUUGGUACGAAGAUGAGCGGACAUACGAUGACCGGAACGUUUGCGGGGACGUGGGAGAAUGUGAAAAUUUCCAACGGAAGCAUGGCGAUGAAUCAGCAGUUCAAUAAAGUGCCGAUCCUCGAUCUCAAAAUCAAUGCCGAACGGAAGUGGGCUUCCAUUUUCGCCUGUUUUCAUCAAUCCCUAUACGGUACCAGUGACAUCGCCAAGAUCCGGUCGAUGGAUGUUAAGAAAAUUUGGAGCAAGGUUGCAAUCUACAUCACACGAGCCAAGCGGAAAGAGCAGCUCAAGGCGAACAGUUUCGAUACCAAGCUGAACGAGUUGAACGAACAGUCGGCAGCGCGUAUUUGUCAAGCUGGAUUCCGUUUAACGAAUCUUUCUUCCACCUCCCUGCGCUCAAGCAUCUCGGAUUCAAAACUUUCGCUCAUUGCAAGUGGAUGCAACGGCGUUGCAAGUGAUUCAACACUGACGCUUGACAAUCUAUCGAUGAAGAGUUUCUCAUCGGUUGCGUCCCGGGAGAAUGACGACGAGUAUAUGCUGCAUCCAUCCUCCAGUCGAUCAUCUCCUUUCCGGGAUUUGGAAAUUAUCCCCGACUUCUGCAUCACCAGCAUUGACAAGCAGGGCUUGGAACUGUUGCGUGGAUAUCUGAGUGAUGCCUUCAGGAGCUCGUACCAUCCGCUGCAUCAGAUCUUCGAGAAGCUUUCGAACUGUUUCUAUUCGACCUAUAGCUGCUGGAAGUUUACGCCAAAUUCGAUACUCUGUGAACCGGCAAUGAAUGAAUGGAUUUCAAUUGUGAGCCGAAUUUACACUCUGGUGCUGACGGUUAUGUUUCCAGCGCUGCCGAAAGAUUCGGCCUUGAUUGAUGACGAAAUUGUGUCGUACCAAACCCUAUUGUAUCCCAUUCUGAUGACCCAGGGCAUCUAUUCGGCUUUGUUCGUUCUGUACGCGAGCAAAUGCAGCAAAAAUGAUGAAGUGUAUCGACAGCGGAUAUUGAUUUGUGAGAAAAAAUCAAACGAAAAUUUGAUUCAACUGCUGGACAUCAAUAAAGAUCUUAUUCCCAUAAUCGGAAACGCUUGCUACAAGAAAGCGAUAGAAAGCUUGAAUCGCUUCAAGGAAAAAUGCUGCCCGAGCGAGAUGAUGAAACAUAUCAACGAGGCAUUCACGCUGAUGGAUAGCGCAAGCAAGGACCAAGACGACAUAUCAAGCAUAACCGCUGACAGCUUGCUGGAGCUGGUGAUUCUGUUGAUCAUCAAAGCUAAUAUACCCCAGCUGGGGGCGGAAAUUAGUCUGCUGGAGGAUCUGAUGCAAAACGACGAGUCUGUCGAUAUAUACCACAGCAACACCCGCAAUGACUACUGUCUCACAACGCUGAAGGCCUCGUAUCAACACAUCAUAAGUGAUAACUUUUUCGUUAACAAAAUUUACGAGAGCGAAAGUACGUAAUUUCCCAAUGGUUGUCCGGUGCGUUCGUCUGAUGAAGAUCACGAUGCUUACCAAAAAUAGUCAUUCCUCGGUACACGACUGACGAAUUAGUGACAAGUGAAGCUUGGUUACGUAAAUCGCUACGAAGUAUGGAUUUCACACAAUUUGAUCGAAGAUAGUUUAAUGUACCGCGUCUCCAUCCGAGAAGCUCUUGAUGCACGCAACGAAAAUCGAUGAUGAAAAAUGAACCGUUCAUCAGGUGUGCAAGUUGAAAAUGUCCGGUUUAUGUUUUCGAUGUUACUAGCAGGGUUGUAUGUUUUCUUAUUUGACAUAAACCUUCAAAACCUUCAAAGCGUCGUGCACAAAUUACGUAACACGAGUAGGGAAGAGGGGGAAGGGGAUCGAGGUUGCGUCACUUAAUGUGACCCCCCUAUGUCACGAAUCCAUAUAUGCUUGAGCAGCUAGCUUCAAUUCUGGGACCGAAUGAGGUGUGUUUCAUGAGCCAAGAUAUAAAGCACGUGAUGUAAUGGAUUUAACAGCAGCCAGUAAGCAAGCAACGAUAGAUGCAUCUCGAACAGAGUUACCAUGUCUACAUAAUAAUAUGUAUUUCUACAUAUUUUUUAGACUUUUUUGAACCAAGAAUCUGUAGAUACAGAUUACAUUUUUUAUGUUUCAUGCAAAAUUUACAGAUUUUUUAAAAUAACGUUGCAAUUAAUGGCUUGAGGUUCAUAAUAUUUUUUCCCAUCUCACCUAUUUUAUUCAUGUCAGAUGAGAACACAUGUUUUUAUUUUCAGAAAAACAACAAAUAUUUUUGAAAUUGAUCAAUCGAUACUCUUUUCUCAGUGCCAAAAUGUUAAAAACAUAACAAAAAGGAAUAAGUUCCAUAUAUCUUUUGGUUUCAUUGAUAUUUUUUCUCGAGCAUAUGGUUUCAUCACUCAGACGUUUUGUUAUUAGAGCGUUUAUUGGCGGUAAUGUUUAUUCACCUAAUCAACGAUUUAUCAAGAAAAGUUUAGAAUCUAAUAGCAUGUAUUUCCACUAAAGUAGUUGUUUUGAAUUACUCAUUCUUGUUCAAUAUGAUGAGAAAACACUUUUCACACACUAUCGAAACAGUCAUCUGGCAUCCCUGGAUAUGAGUUCAAUGUUUACAUUUGGCUGUGAUGUAAUACUUUAGCCGUGAAACAAUUUUUGAAGAUAAAGACGGAACAGAAGAAUACCGAUGCUUUAAAUCAACAAGGUGAACAAACACAUCAAGCCUAGCAGAGAAGAGCAUUCAAUUAUUUUCCAACCGUAAUGCAGUUUGCAAUAAAAUUGGGAUCAAAUAACAAAUUACAACCAUGGCAGCAGAAAAAAUAUUUAAAAUCAUGUUGGAACCUGAAUAAACGCUGUUCUAAUUUGGGAAUGUGUUAUGUUAUCAAUAUUUCAGUACUGUUAGUAUUUGAACGACAUCAAAGUUGAAUUAUAAGGCCUUAUUCCCGUAUACACUUCACGGUGAAAACGGAAUGAAGUGUGUCUGCGAUGACAACAAUAUUGUGUUGAUAUCUGGAUACGAAACUAGUUUUUAACAUGUCUUAGCACUCGGCCCGAAAGUUAAAUUGCUAAAAGCUGAACAAAAAUUUUUACUGGGCGUUAUUUAUUUACUUGAAGCACGUAUUUCUUACCCUAACAUGACUUAUUUUCUAUACACUUUCCAAUAUUCUCACUAAAACUUAUCAUUGUAAUAUAAAAUUAUCUUCAGAUACAAUUGUUGUACGAAAUUAUUUUACCAAAUGAAGAAAGCAAAGUUAUCCAUCCACAUUGAACACUAAUUUGAUACGGAGAAGUUGAUUAUCAUUCAUAAUUUCGAUUUCAAAAGUGUUCAUUCUACCAGAAAAACCAUAAUUUUCUUGAACUCGUAAAACGAAAUUAAAUGGCGUGUCGUUCAUUUCGUUUCCAUCGUGAAGUGUAAACGGUAAGGCCCAUAGUCUCUUGAUGAAUCAAAUGUACUUUGAAUUUAAUUCAUGUAUUUCAACAUAUCAUACUCCUUCUAUCAAAUCUACAUUUUCAAGUUUACUUUAUCUCUUCACAUUUAAUUUUUAUGCAUACCAAAAUAACAGGAAAAUACUUAUUGUUUAAAAUAUGUGACAUUCGGUUGAAAAAUUAAUACAAAAAAAUGGUACAGUUCAGAAAAUACAUGAUACGUAAAACACAUGUUUUUCAUGGGAAAAUAAUCUUCCGGAAUUUUAUAACAUUUGGCAACCUUCACAUCUCGCUUUCCUGUUAUCUAGCACUUGGUCGACGAAAAUGCAGAAAGAAGAGUAAGAAGCCAGUUGUCACGUCUUGUCUUAGGGUCAAACGAUCGUCGAGUCAGACGAGCUACUCGUCUGUUUUUUGUCGAGGUCGUCAUCUGGAAUACCAAAACAAACGAGACGAGCGCUCGUCUCCUCGACUCGUUUUCUGGAAUAGGGCCCAUAGUGUUAUAAUAAAUAGAUAACAUCGUUUAUCUUUUUCUUACUGAAGCACAGAGAAUGUAAGUUCCAAAAGUGCACUCAUACUGUCGUGAAAAUUCUUUUUUUUUUUUUUGAAAGUUAAGUUUUCAUAUAAAUUGAAAAUACACAGCUCAAAGCGAAAAAAAAGGAUUAAAUCAGUUCAGGAAAUAUUGAAGAUCGAACCAUUGAAAAUGCUGAAUUAUCCCGCUCUCACUGGAAUCCGUCGGUCAAUAUAACCUAGAGAAAUUCAACUACGACCGAAACCCUAUUUUACUGUUUUUUAACAACGUUUUGCUAUUGAUUGUUGAAUUGAACAAACAAACUGAAACACAUGAAUUUACUCAGAUUAAUUCGGACACCAAAACACUUCAUUUUACUUUCUUGAGUAAUAUCGGAUUUUUCAAUAAGAGCGCUACAAAAGUCUUUUCAAAUAAAACAAAAAUGAUUUUGGAUAUCAAUGAAAGAAUUAAAUCAGGAUUUCUUUUGCAUGGCCACCACGGGCACGCUUGCAGAAGUCUAGACGCUGAACCCAAUUUUCGACGGUUUUCAAGCAUAAAUCGGCCGAUACUGCUGCAAUUUCAUGUUCGAUAUUCGUACGAAGUUCAUCAAUCGUCGCUGGCUUGUUGGCGCAGUCCGUAGACUUGACGUAGCGCCAUAGGAAGUAGUCUAACGGCGUCAAAUCGUACGACCGAGGAACACGCACGACACGCUCACCAAACUUGGUUUUCAAUAAAUCGAUUGUUAAAUUCGCUGUGUGGUUUGAGGCGCCGUUCUGUUGAAACCACAUAUUGUCCAAGUCCAUAUCAUCCAACUCGGGACAAAAAUGUUCGAUUAUCAUUGAGCGGUAGCGAUUUCUAUCCACAGUAAAGUGCCGGUCUUGAUCACCCCGAAGAAGUAUGGUCCAAUGAUGCCGUAAACCGGACCAAACCAGAUUCAAAUUUUUCCACUAGACGCUCAAUUGUUGAUCUGGCAGGAUGAUUAUGACGACCAUAAAUUGGACGUACCGCUUUCAAUGUUGAGGCCAUUGACUACGAAUUUCGGCAGUAAAUGUUAAUAAUCUCGACUCGUUGGAUCGUAUAUCUUUCCAUUAUGAUAUGGCAAACCUUACUGAAGAUAAAUGUCAAGAGAGCGGGAAAAAAUAUGGCGUCGUUUACUGUCCCUAUCGGUCUGGAGUAUUAUCAAUGCUUUCAUAGUUAUAUACCCAGGAUUUUCGUUUGGAUAGUCUCAGUUCUCUGCUGUACUUAGUUAGAGCCGUUUUGUAUUGAGACCAGUCCAAAGUAAUUUUCACUCUGUUGAACAGUUUCCGCGCUGUUUUGCGAAGCCGUUCAAGUUUUAUACCACAAAGGAACGUUUCUUGUCGAAGAAACUCUCCUUAGUGGGCAAUUGCUGUUGUAGGUAGGAGACUAUCGUUUCGUUUAAUUCAUUUGAAGCUGAUUCAAGUUCAAGGGAAUACCGAUCCCAGUUGUUUUUAAUGUGUCUAUGAUCAGAGGUUUCUGUCGUGAGGUAUCUCGUUUAUAUAUAUUUUUUAAGUUGUGGUUUGGCCAAAUCGGAAGUUUAUUUUGAAGUUGUUUCUAACAAGUUGACGCGUUGAUGCUUCGUCGACUGUUAGCGUCCAAUGCGCGUGGAUUUCAUUGGGAUUGGAUCUCUUUGGUAUACGCCAUUUAUCGGUGGAGAGAUUCUCGUUUUGGCUCUCAAUGAGGCUUUUGAGUCUAUCGUCGCUGUAUGUUGCACUUUGUGGAAAAAGGCAUGAAGAAUCUCUGGACGAGGAAAAUUUUUUGCGUCUAAAGCAACCAGUUUUAUGUUAUCUUCUAGGGAUAUCAUGGGAACCACUAUCUUCAACCAUUCCGAAGUUUGAUGGUCAUUACAAGAAAGGAUUAGAUAACCCGACUGAUAUGAGCAGUUGAAAAACUUGAGUUCACCGGUUCAUUUUUUUGUUGCUCUAUUGUAGUGAGUAGAGCAUUCUGAAUGGAAUUUAGUUGAACUGUAGUCAGUUCAGUGUUGGGAUAGUUCUCCGGGAGAAUUCUAACUUUGACCUGUUCUAAGGCUUCUUUGAAGAAGGUUGCAGAUUCGAUAAUGGUUUUUGAGGUGUUGUUUUGAAGAGUGUUAUGUGGAUCUUUUUUCUGCUCAUGCUCUUUGACGGGGCAGAGAUUUUGCUUCGAUUUUUUAGGAAUCGGUUUUUCAUCAUUACUUUGUAGCUCCGAUAUUCGGGGGCGUUUUGUUGGCCCAGAGAUAUGCCGACUCAGUGCUUGCAGCCGAGCUUCCUUUGCAGGGAUCUUAGCUGCGACCAAGUUCUUGAGCUUCCUUCUCUGACCCUUGGUGAGGUUCUUUUUCCACGAAUAGUGGACCUCGGCUGAUUCAGUUUUUAUAGUGACGCUACAUUCGUCAUUAUCAUCCUCUAGCGACUCACAGCGUGUGGGAGUGUUGAGGAUGAAAGAGGAGCAUGAUUGAACAUGGGUGCGUUGCUCGGUACUUCAUCCUCUUCUGUGGGAGUCGAUCUCUAUGGAGAUUUUUUCCCACAGAGAGAGGCUGCCGGAACCCGAAGUUUUUUUUUAUUGUUGUCAUUUGAAUUAUUCAUAGAAGUCUCAUGAGUCUCGCUUCUUUACCGGUCCGCUGCAAUGCAGCAAGGGCAGACGAUACUGUGGAGGGUGCCCUGGUGCUCCACAGGCUCCGUUAACGGCAGGGUUUAGACCCCCUUUCAAUUCAUUCCUCGGCACGGGUCGCGUCACACCUUCGCUUAGGGGUUUAUUCAUUAUUUUCUUUCUAUAAUAACCAUGGAUAACAGCUAUUACAACCAUCCUCCUUUUUUAAGGCUUUGGACUCAAUGCUCUGGUUCUCAAUAAUUUUAGGUUCUCAUUCGGAUAUGCUUUUAUUGGGAUCCGUCAUUCGCAGGCGGAGCAUUUCGUGGAUACCAUUAACACUGUCUAAUCAGAAUUUCUAUGCCAAAAGAUAAAUUCUGCUUAAAAGUUAGACUAAUAAACCUAAUACAGAUUUUUUAAGAAAAAGCUAAAAUAAAAAUAUUUUUUCAUACCAAAAACACAGAUCUUGAUUUGUCAUGGCUGCUAAACAAAAGCAAUCCGUCUAUUAUCGAAGGAUGUUAGGACACCUUGGUCAUGCUGAAGCAGUUUAAGGGGGUAUUCUAGUGUAGAGACACGAAUUUCGGGCGUUUUUACGAGCUCCGUAAAAAUAAAACAAAGAUUUUUUUUACUAUCCAUCAUAUCAUUAUUUGUUCAUCUAUCUUUAGCAAUAAAACAAAAAAGAUAGAGAAAAAAUAUUCAUAACUAGAAUAGUUAAGAACUGAUGAAGUGAGAGGGUUCAAUAAAAAGAGGUGCCAUGGCGUACACGAUUCCAGCUCUUCUGGUUAUCUGAAACAAAAAAUCGAAUAGAAUCUGAAUCAGUGAAGAUACUGCUAUCGCAACCUCGGACAAGUCAAAAACAUAUUUUUUGACAAAAUGGCGACAGUUUGAAAAACAAAAUGCGGUUUAAAACCUUUUUUCUUACGUUUCCCGAUUUUUUUAAAAUAGUAAGGUUCAAAAAAUAUUAUUUAAUAGAGGUUCAUGCGAUAGAGAGAUGCCUGACCCUGAAUGCCUAAACUAUAGAAAUAUGAAGGAAAAAAAAUGAUUUUUUUCAAAUUUCUAGACUAGAAUACUGCCUUAAUACAGUGGUCUAAUGUAUGUUGCAGUUCGUUCAGCAAGGUACUGUUCUUUUGAACGCAUUUUCUCAUGGGUUUGAUUUUAAAAGGGUGAUCGAGCUGCCUGAAUUCGAGAUUAUCCAGCUUCAAGGAAUAAUCAAGCCAGUAAUAAUAAAUAAUGUAAAUAAAUAAUGACCAGACGAGAACCCGUUUUAAAAAGGUCAUAGAUAUUUUCGAUUUAAUCAAUCAAUUGAAUCUUGAGCCAAUACGCGUUACUAAAAAUGCUUUCAAUCGUCGAACAUCGGAUGGGAGCUUCUCCGGGAUCUAGGAGGUCCAAUACUUCCACAUGAUCAUGAGAGUUCUUAACUGGAAACGAAACAUUAUAAGUAUGUAGGGGAAUCGUUAGUUAAUAGUAAUCUAGCGAUCGACGGAUAUAUUCUCAAAGUAGAGAAUAUUGGAUUUGCAAACUCCAAUGAAGCGGAAUCAGUGCAAUAUUAAGCCGAAUUGUUUGCUCGUCACGUAAUGACAUCCCAGAUGGGGCCUAUUGCAAGUAGUGAAAUGUAGCGACAGGAACUGUUGCAUUGAACCAAGGAGUAGUGUAAAUCAGCAUAAAUAUAUAUCGGUCCAUGUUCCUCUCAGCUUAAUGCCAGAUGGGUUGAAAGCACCAAUCCCAACUGAUGUCAGCAAUAAUUUUCCAUCUCUGUUUGUUCAAAACUCUAUGAACUUGUCGAAUGUUCUUCCGAUGUCACUACUUGCCUAUAAGGAACUUCCGUAAGAACAUUUGAUUCCGAGACCUGGGCAGAUAUCUAUUUUUUUUAUGUUGAACAAACCACUAUGACUUUGUGCAAAUAUUAGCGUCAUGUAACAUAAAGGGGAGGGAAGGGGGUUUGUUCUACGUUACUUUUGGUUACAUAGGAGAGGGAGGGGGGUGGAUCCAAGAAUCGCAUUUUUAGCGUUAUGUAAUUUGUGCACGACGCCUUAGAGUAAAUCUGCAAAAGCAACUUGGAUGUUCUGCGUUAUUAAAAGAGUCGAGUUUCGUUCCAAAUGAAGAGCAUUUGCGGGAGUUGUUACGUUUGUUUUUUUUUAUUUGAAAAAAUAGCGGUCGAAGCACAUCGGUUGCGUGCGAAUGCUUAUUUAUGGUAAACAUGCUCCAUUAGUGAAAACAUGUAAGAGAUGGUUUCGACAACUCAAAAGUGGUGAUUUCGAUCUGAAGGACAAUGACAAUGAUGCAGCCGAAGCAUAACAAAUAUUGGCAAAAACACAGAAUGCGUCCCAAACAGUAAUUGGUUCAAAAUCCAUGGGAAAGAUCCAAAAUCUCGGGAAUUGGGUGCCUCACAAAUUGAGUGAAAGGCAAAUGGCACAUCGCAAAAUCAUUCAUGAAAUGCUUUUUCAACAGCAUCAAAGAAAGUCGGUUUUGUAUCGGAUUGUAACUGGCGACGAAAAAUGGUUUUAUUUCGAGAAUCCUCAACUCAAAAAAGCAUCACUUCCACCUGAUGAAGCCGACCCGUCCGGCAAUACCAAAUCGUUUCGACCAAAAGACGAUGCUCUGUGUGGUGGGACCAAUAGGGUAUGGUAUACCAUGAGCUACUGAAACCGGGUAAAAUGGUGAAUACAGAUCGUUACCGACAACAAAUGCUAAAUUUAAACUUUGCGAUGAUGAAAAAAAGGCUCGAGUUGUUCCGAAGGCACGGUAAAAUGGCAUUAGAGCUUGACAAUGCAUCGGCGCACUCCGCUAAAGCUGUGAAGCACUAAAUAAAAACCCUUAACAGGGAAACGUUAUCGCACUUGUUGUUUUUUUCCAGUCCUGGGCCCCUCCAGAUUAUGACCAAACAAAAAAGUUUUAUUCGAAAGGAAUGCACAACUUGCCUGAGAGAUAGGUAAAUUACUUCGAAUAAACAUAUUUCGAGAUGCUCUUGAAAAUUAUGUGUUCUCUCCACCGAAAACACUGGACAAUUUUAAACUCGCACACCUGGUAUGUCACCCUAUAAAAAUAUUGCUUCUAUUUUUUUCCUACCAAUCCAUAUGAACUUUCCGGACAACUCAGUAUCGUAGUCGGACAAAUGUAGUAACCCCUUCAAAACAUAUAAUGUGUUCCUCUUCACUUGGGGAGUUUAAGUCGACAUGAGAUUUUGACCAAAAGUAUUCUAAUCAUUGAAAAUCCUCUAGUUGUAAGGAGUCUAGUUUCUAUCAAGCCGUUAAUUUUUUCCGACAAAUUUGUUUUAUAAGAAAGAUAGAGGAAAGUUAGAAAGAUUCUAGUAUGUAAGAAAUCAAGUAAAAGAUUGUUAUUAGCUGCGAAUACUGAAUAUUCUGUAUACGUAUGUUACGUAAUUUGAUGUUCAUAAGCUUCUCGUUGAACGAUUAUCUGAUAGCUCUAACCAGUAAAGUGUAAUUGUUUAUAGUGCAAUACUUGUAGUUUAAUUUUCUCAAAUUUUGUGUGUUUGUCUGAAAUAGAAUAUAUCACAAAUAUUUUCUUGCGUCGCGUAGUGAUUGUCAGCAGGGCCUGACAAUUUCACUUCAAUUAGCACAUCGUCACUCAAUAAUGUGUCUAUCG